ACUUGCACUUCAUGUAGAUGGUGAAAUUUAUGAAGUUUUUUACUCUAUCUCUAUGUCUAUGAAUGAGGGAAAUUGGGGUGAAAUAGCAGUGAAUUUUUGUUGUGUGCUGUUCGUUUGUUGGAGCUGAAUUCCAUUAUAAUGGGGCGACCAGGAUUGAGGAAUUAUGAUGAUGAUUAUGAAGCAAGACGUGGAAACAGAAAGAGAGCAAAAUAUUCCGGUGAAGUAAAGAUUAGUGACAAUCUCACGCAAAAGAUUUCAAGAUUAGAGAAUGCUGAUGAAGAUUAUGUUGAGUUUUUGAAGCUACUCUACAACUAUGAUAUAAAUUCUCAGUCAUACACAAAUGAACAUGGAAAUGAUGUCAGCUAUGAUGAGGUUGAGGUUGAGGAUGAGGAUGAGGAUGAAACUGACCCGCAGUACAAGAUAUUUUUGGCUAAUGCUAAGCGUGAUGGGAGGUCAUAUAUCCUUAACCUCAAUAGAAAGGAUGAGUUUCCUGUGUCCAUAAAGUAUGAAAAAGAGAGUGAGUGUAAUAAUGGGUGCAAAUGUUUCUGUUGUAAAAUACAGAAAGAUAUGGAGACGCAAAAGGAUGCUGUGGAUGAGGACAUCUCACUCAAUAAAUGUAGCAAAGAUGAGCUAAAAAAUCGGAGAUUUCCAAGGACUGAUCCCAAGUAUGAUAGCAAUAGAUCCAUGGGAGGCAUGGAUGUGAUAUUUGAGCCUUCCGAUCCUAUUUCUCAGAGAAACAAUGGGAAUAUGAGCCGGAAGCUUAGCACGGGGAAAUGUGGUGCAUCCAAGAGGCAGGGGAAGUGUGAGACUAAGAUAAAGUCGUGUGAGGAGAAGAUGAUGGAAAAAGGGAGUAAACUAGUUCAUGUCAGAGACAAAGAAAAAGCAUCUGAUGUAAGUGAAGAUUAUGCGUUACUCCUGGAGAAUCUUCAAUGUGAAAAAUGGGGCAUGAAAGCCUCGUUAAGAAGCGAUUGCAAUAUUAAGUAUGAAGCUACUGAUGAUGACCUUGAAAUCCUUUACGACAGUAAUGAUAUGCUCAAGAAGAAAUGUGAGCCGUCUGAGUUCAGGAAGAAAGUCACGGAUCUUCUGAAGAAGCCUUACAAUCCAAAGGAGUACAAAGAACUAUGGACAUAUGUAAAUGAUCAAAAACCAGUGGAAAGGAAUAUGGAAUCGCGUAGAGGGGGAGUGAAGUCUUACAAGACAAAAAAAAUGGGAAAAUCAUAUCUGGAGUACUAUACAGACCUUAAGGAAAGGCUUAAAGAAGUUGGUAAUAACGAGAGGAAGAAGUUGAAGAUCAUGCGUGGCUUUUCGUUUUGGUUACAGAAUCUCACUAAUGCAGGAGCCUUCAAACCUUGGAACGAUACUGAGUUUCUUGCACGGGUACGUGAAUCUAGUUAAAGAAGUGAUGCACUUCCAGUCCGAAUUUUACCGAUUAAUCACUCAAAGACAGCCACUGGAACAUGUAUAUGAUGUAUGUUGUGGUGAAGACUGAAAUCAUGGACUCCAUUUUAUAAAAAAUCAGUAUAUCAUACAGGAAAGCAAACGUAGACGCGGAUCAUCUUGUGAAUUUUCUGCAUAGCCGCGGAACUUUUUGUUUCUUAUUUUUGUGAUACUUCCUAGCUUUCCCUCCUGUCCUUAUUUUUUGAAGGCCCUGGGAAUUUUGUACAUUCUCAAACAAGGAUGUAAAUGGAGUUGAUUCAGUGUAUGCAAAAGUUUGCAUAUUAGUCUUUUUUGGACUAAUUUUUCCUUUGUAAGGUGGCAAGGAGAAUAUCAUAGUUCU
This is a messenger RNA of Solanum stenotomum, 1777 nucleotides long. RefSeq lists its product as uncharacterized. The coding region runs from base 139 to 1395 and encodes 418 amino acids. NCBI's taxonomy places the organism in Eukaryota, Viridiplantae, Streptophyta, Magnoliopsida, Solanales, Solanaceae. The record is from RefSeq and is a predicted model, not a curated record. The transcript has 4 exons.